CCAAUUCCCUCUGCCUGGUUUUGCUGUUUGUGGUGUCAACCAGGACAACAGUUGCUUUGUUUUUCCAAAUCACAGGAAAAGGAGUCACUGUCAAUCCUGGUGCUGGUAUGGCAUCCACCACAAAGGUGGCUUUGCCAGGCUCUCCCAGACACUGCAGGAGCACCAAUGAUACUGUAUAUAAAGAUACUAAUUACCCUUAUAUUGCUGUUCGUCAGGUGAAACGGGCACCACAGGGCUCAGGGAGCAUUCGGCUUUGUUGGCGUGUUGGGGUGGGCUGUUGGCGUCCACCUGACCUGGGGGUCUCAGAGCUGUCUGGGACACUGGCGUGGGAUGGAGUUGUCUAUCCUGAGGGCCCUGUGCCUGCUGAGAGCCAGCGGGAGACAGCAAGUGCCCGGGGAGCAGAGCUGUAGCUCAUCUCCUUCAUGUGCUGGAGCACUUGCUGGAGACUUCGGAGCCCUCCAGCGUUGUGGGCGGUGUGUGAAUUUGGUUUUCUGCUCUGCAGUGGGUGUGAAGAGACUGAAUUCUCAUCAGCAUUUUCAUUACCUUAAUAAAAUGACUUCAGGGCUGUUAAGCUCUUUUGCAGAAAAAGAAGCCAUAAUUACAUGUUUCAGGAGCUUCUCCUUCCCCCGAAAGCCAGAAGAGCGCAGCCCGCGGGUCUUGCUUCCAUGGCCGCUCAUGAAGUUCACAUUGAGGAGCUUCUCCAAGAGCCUGGAGCAGAUGGCUGUAGGAAUCGGCUCCACCUUAAGAUCAAGGUGAAUGCCGCACCCUCUGGAAACCGAAGUUGUUAGCAACGUUGCUUGUGCCCUGCCACGAGGGAAAAGUUGCUGCCAUAAAGAUCCCUCCUUAGCUCUUCAGCCUGGUACAGUGCAGAGAUCCUGGCCACCGAGCACUGAGCCUCCACGCACGUGGAUUUUGGAAGGGCUGCAGAGAACAAGAACGUGCAGCUGCAGGACAGGACUGAGAGGCUGUACCAGCUCGGAGACCUGCAGGAGAGGAUGGAGAAGGUGCCUGGCUCCAAAACUGAUUUGUCAGCCAGAAUGGUCUUCAGUGAAGAGGAAAAACUGAAGAUUUCCAAAGAUCUCAUUGAUCUCCAGAUCGAAACCAACAAAAUGAAGGAGCAGUAUGAGACAGAGAACUUUGAAUUGAAAAAUAAGAUCCUGGCCCUGGAGGACCGCGUGCUAGAGCUGGAGCGCUGCAGUGAGAAGGUGACAGGGGAGCGGGAUGCCUUACAGGAACGUCUGCAUGCUUUGGAGAGCAGUCGGAAGGAGUUGGCGGAUGAGUACAUCAUUUUAAAAAGCAAUUACCUGGCCUUAGGCAAAGAACUGGACCAGGAGGUCAUGAAGAACGAAGAGCUCAGCCUUGAGCUGCUCAACCUGGCCAAUGCCAAGAGCACCUUUCCCCGCACAGAGCGUAACCACCCGCCCGCCAUGGUCAAUGAAUCCUCCACCGGGCUGGAAAAAGCGCAAGCGAUGGUGCGCCGUCUCUCAGCUCGGAUGAAGCCAGAAGACGUAGUCGCCUCUGAACAUGAGCGGCAAAUGCUGGAGAGAAACUUGCUUGGAAACGAAGAUCACAUAAAAGAGGAGCUCGAAAAACUGAAGAAAACCUACAAUUCGCAGCAGCAGAAGCUGGAAGAGAGAGUGAUCGCGAUGGGGAAGGAGCUGCAGGAGGCGAAGGGAGCAAUUGGAGACACCCAGCACAAGCUGGCAGAGCAGACAGCGGUCCUGCUCACCUCCCAGAGCCAGCUCCGAGAGGUGGAGGUGGAGAACUCCCAGCUGCAGCUCCGCCUGAAGGAGCUGAACGAGGAAUAUCGCUCGCGGCUCACGCAGUACAUCAAGGACCUGGCGGACUACAUGGACAGCAAAUCCAGCACCGGAACAGGGCCUAGCAAAGCCCCAGCUGAUCAUGCUCACAUGAAACGCUUUGUGGACAGCAUGCUGAAGGAUAUCAGGGCUUCCUACAAGUCCCGUGAAGAGCAGCUGGCUGCAGCGGCACGUGGCUACAAGAAACGCAUGAAGAACCUGGUCAAAAAGCAUGAGAACCUACUGAUUGCUUACGGGUUCCAGCGGGAGCAGAUCCGGUCCUCAGGCAGCAGCGCUGUGGAUUGUGGCCCUCCUGAGCUCCACUUCUCCAUCACAGACCCUGAGCUGCUGACAAACACAACCCGGGAGCUAAACCGGCUGCGGGAGGAUAAAGCAAAACUGGAGAUGGAGUUACACCAAUUGCAGAAGAAAAGACUGAAAGAAGCAUCUGCAUUUCUGCUGUCUCCUGAGCAGCAGCUGCAUGAGGAGAGCUGGGGGGAGGUCACGAAGCAGCUCCGGGACUUCGCACGCAACAUCCAGGAGGAUUUGGAGCAGGAGAGAAGCCAGCUGCUGACUCGGGCGGUAGUGGCAGAAGAACAGGUGUCGGAGCUGCAGGAAUACAUAGAAAAGCAUCUUGCAAGGUACAAGCAGGAGAUCCUCCGGCUGAGGAAAGCUGCUGGCAGUGAGGUGCCACGCGCAGUCAGCGCUGGGGUGGCUGAUGCUCAUGCCCUGCCCAGAGCCAGAAAGACCACCAGCCACCAACCAUAGUUCUUCAAGACACAGCGGGGCCCGUUGCAUGGACUGGCCGGGCAAGGAUCCUUCCCCGAGAAUAACCAGCGAGAGAAACCAUGUGGGUGUUCUCAGUCUCAAAUUAAGAGUACUAAAAUGGGAGAAGACAACUGCGUCUCAUCUCCUCAUCUGGAGUAUUGUGUCCAGUUCUGGAAUUCUCAGCAUAAGAAGGAGAUGCACCUGUAGGAAUGGGUCCAGAGGAGGCUACAAGGAGGAUCCUGGAGCGUCUACCAUAUGAGGACAGGCUGAGAGA
Cuculus canorus (common cuckoo) is the source of this 2841-nucleotide messenger RNA. RefSeq names its product coiled-coil domain containing 78 (gene CCDC78). The record is from RefSeq and is a predicted model, not a curated record. Gene Ontology annotation, cellular component: cytoplasm. The coding region runs from base 996 to 2567 and encodes 523 amino acids. NCBI's taxonomy places the organism in Eukaryota, Metazoa, Chordata, Aves, Cuculiformes, Cuculidae. The transcript has 16 exons.